CAUAUUCAUUUCGCAAGGUCAGAGUUCACCAGUUAAACCAGUUCGCUGGUUUGGUAUCAGUUGAGGAUCUACCUUGCGCUUGGAAACAGGAUCUACAGAGUUCGUUACCAUGGAGACGGAUACGCCCCCAACAGAGAAACGAAGAAGCAGGAAGCAGAAGCUGCGGAGUGUCCUGAUGGACAACCUGCUGGUCAUCCUCCUCAUCCUGGCUGUCGCCAUCGGUGUCGGCAUGGGCUUCGCUCUCAGGACAGUCUGGUCUCCUGACGACAAGCGCAAGAUCUUCUACCUGGCGUUCCCUGGCCAGCUCCUGAUGAACAUGCUAAAGUGCCUCAUCCUCCCUCUCAUCGUGUCCAGUCUCAUCACCGGCAUGGCUGUGCUUGACAAGAGUGUGAGCGGGAAGUUGGGCGGCGCCGCUGUCGUGUACUACCUCACCACGACGUUGUUGGCCGUCGUUCUCGGCAUCAUUCUCGUGCUGUCCAUUCAGCCUGGUUUCAAGGGAGGUAACACCGUCAUUCAGCGAACUGGGACAGCCAAGAUCUCGCAGCCCAUUGAGUCCCUACUGGAUCUCAUACGGAACUGUUUUCCAAGCAACAUUGUCACGGCAACUUUCGAACGGGGCGAAACCGUCAUCAAUUUGGUGGAGAAGAAACUCUCUGCCGUUACGACGGUUGCCCCUGACAACAUGACAACGAUGAGUACAACAGUCACAACAUCGACAAUGGCACCUGAUCCCAUCUUCAUCGAGACCCCCAAGCUCCAGAUGGGGGGUGGCACCAAUGUCCUUGGAAUAGUCGUGUUCUCCAUUGCCCUGGGCUGUGUCAUCAACUACCUAGGGGACAAGGGAGAACCCCUCAAGAACUUCUUCGAGUCCCUCAACGCAGCCACCAUGAUCUUGGUCAAGUUGGUCAUCUGGUAUUCGCCAAUAGGUAUCAUGUUCCUGAUUGCGACCAAGUUUAUCGAGAUGGAGAACCCCAGCCGUGUGUUUGAACAGCUGAUGUACUACUUCCUGACUGUCCUGGCCGGUCUUGCCAUACAUGGCCUCAUCUUCCUCCCCCUCAUCUUCUUCAUCGCAACCAGGAAGAACCCCUACCUCUUCCUCUUCCGCCAAAUGAAGGCCAUCAUCACAGCAUGGGGAACAGCAUCAAGCUCUGCCACUCUGCCCAUCACAAUGGAGUGUCUUGUGAAUAGGAACAAGGUUCACAGCAAUAUUGUUCGCUUCGUCGCCCCUGUCGGUGCCACCAUCAACAUGGACGGCACUGCUCUGUACGAAGCCGUGGCAGCCAUAUUCAUCGCUCAGUACAACGGCCGGAUCCUCACAGUUGCAGAAGUCAUUAUCAUCAGUUUAACAGCCACAGCUGCUGCAAUUGGUGCUGCAGGUGUUCCUCAGGCAGGUCUGGUUACCAUGGUGAUAGUGCUCACAGCCGUCAAUCUGCCCACCAAUGACGUCACACUCAUUCUUGCUAUUGACUGGUUCUUGGACAGAUUCAGAACAGCCAUCAACGUGCUGGGAGACUCCUACGGGGCAGGCAUCUUGGGGCAUAUUUUCAGAAACACAUUUGCCAACAUCCCAGAUGACUAUUCCAAUGACAUUACGGAAACGGAAAGCGACUUCAACGACAAGCCAGCCAACGGGGACGUCAAGGAAGUGGACCUAAACAAAAUAUACCCUCAUAUUGAAAAGCAGGGAUUCAAUAACCCUGGUUUUCUGGAGGACACGCGAAUGUAAACAAACAACAACUCCUGGUUGUGAGGUAGCCUAAUGAUUAAAGUGUUCGCUCCUCACGCCAAAAAGACCUGGGUUCAAUUUCUCAAGUGAGUAAAAUUUGUGAAGCAAAUCCCUUCUAGUAAUAUUGUUACUAUGUUCAGUAUCAUCCAGUCAGAGAAAUCACCCGCCUGUCUACUUUUCUUGGAAGUCAGGAGCCAUAUUAAGGGGAUGGACCUAUGUUGGGAUGAGUGGUACAUGAUAUGACUGGUGUCAGAGGAUGAUUUAGGGGGAAAACGGUCAAGUUCAGUAAUAAGAGGACAAAGAUUGAGAUUUUGUACAAACUCAACAUAACAUAUACUUUAGGAGGUAUAAUCUCUUUUACAUGGUACAUAUGUAAUAAAUUCCAUAUAUCCAAUUUACAAACAAAAUGUAACAUGUAAUGAACUUUUAUAUCCAUUCUUAACUAUUUCCCAUAUUUAGGAUUCAUACUGAUCAGAAGGUUGUUACUAAUCCUUUUUUCAUUGGAAAGAAAUAUAUCGCAAGUGAUGGUGGGUUUUGGUAUAAGGGAGAUAACUCUACUCACUCUGCAUGAAGUCAGCAUUGCCUUCACUGUUCACUACUAAACCAGGGUUCAGCAAUAGUGUAAUAUACAUUAAUAUUAAUUUGUAUAAAGGUGGGGUUUUUUUUAGAAUAUUACCAUGUUUUGUGCAAACAAUCCACAAGAAUGCAUCAUAAAAUACAAAUACUGAAAAAUUAUAUACAUGUAUUGUGAAAUGAUUUUUUGUGAAUUUUUGUGAUGUUGUAAUUUUUAUGCAAAGUACUGUUUGUCAGGGAAUCACUGUUCAAAUCCAAUGUGUUGCUUUUAGUGUAAAAGACACUUGUGAUUCCAGAAUUUCACAGCUAAAAUGUGAAUAAAAAUUAUUUUUCUAGUUU
Molecule: messenger RNA, 2638 nt
Organism: Haliotis rubra (blacklip abalone)
Lineage: Eukaryota; Metazoa; Mollusca; Gastropoda; Lepetellida; Haliotidae
Product: excitatory amino acid transporter 1-like
Exons: 9
Coding region: 110-1726 (538 amino acids)
Biological process (GO): L-glutamate transmembrane transport
Cellular component (GO): plasma membrane
Molecular function (GO): glutamate:sodium symporter activity; L-glutamate transmembrane transporter activity; neutral L-amino acid transmembrane transporter activity
Source: RefSeq, a predicted model, not a curated record